CAUCAAAAAUGGCGCCACCAACCCCUCUUAUUCAAACAUUUGAGACGGAGGAGCAAGUCGCCGUCGCCCUUGCCAUCUACAUUCUUCAUCUCUCUGCUAAAUUUAUCGCCGACAAUGGUUCUUUCUCCGUUGUGCUCUCCGGCGGUACUUUAAUCGAUACACUCAGGAAAUUGGUUGAGCCUCCUUAUGUUGAUUCAAUAGAAUGGUCGAAAUGGACGAUUUUCUUCCUUGAUGAACGAGUUGUUCCUCUGGAUCAUCCUGAUUCGAAUUACAAGCUUGCUUAUGAUGGAUUUCUCAGCAAGGUGCCAAUACCUGAGUCCAACAUCUAUCCCAUCAAGGACAAAUUAUCACCCUCGGAUGCAGCCGAUGAAUACGAGCAACGACUUAAACAUUUGGUAGCAAACAACACGCUAAAAACAUCGCCAAAAACAGGGUUUGCUAAAUUUGAUCUAAUGCUAGUCGGAAUGGGCCCAGAAGGGCACGUUGCAUCGCUCUUUGGUUGGCAUUUUCAACGGUUUGAAAAGACACGAUGGGUAACAUUCAUCACGGAUUCACCCAAACCUCCGCCUCCAAGGAUCACGUUCACUUUCCCAUUGAUCAAUUCGGCAUCGGAGAUUGCAAUGGUGGUGACCGGUGAAGAUGCAGCUGAUGCCGUGAAGGUGGCAUUGGGAAAACAUGCUUCUUAUGGUUACCCGUUGCCGGUGCAAAAGGUUUCGCCGGAAGGAGGGCUCACAUGGUUCUUGGACAUGGCUGCAACUUCUGAACUAAGGAAAACCGAUACCGGUAUGUGAAAUCAUCUUUCUAUUUAUAUUAUGUAU
Messenger RNA from Cynara cardunculus var. scolymus (artichoke), 818 nucleotides. RefSeq names its product probable 6-phosphogluconolactonase 4, chloroplastic. Bases 9 to 791 code for a protein of 260 amino acids. Lineage: Eukaryota; Viridiplantae; Streptophyta; Magnoliopsida; Asterales; Asteraceae. Gene Ontology annotation, biological process: carbohydrate metabolic process; pentose-phosphate shunt. The record is from RefSeq and is a predicted model, not a curated record. Gene Ontology annotation, molecular function: 6-phosphogluconolactonase activity. The transcript is spliced from 3 exons.